AUGAACAGUGACAUCACUACACUAGAACUACAGUCAGACAUGAACAGUGACAUCACUACACUAGAACUACAGUCAGACCUGAACAGUGACAUCACUACACUAGAACUACAGUCAGACAUGAACAGUGACAUCACUACACUAGAACUACAGUCAGACAUGAACAGUGACAUCACUACACUAGAACUACAGUCAGACAUGAACAGUGACAUCACUACACUAGAACUACAGUCAGACAUGAACAGUGACAUCACUACACUAGAACUACAGUCAGACCUGAACAGUGACAUCACUACACUAGAACUACAGUCAGACAUGAACAGUGACAUCACUACACUAGAACUACAGUCAGACCUGAACAGUGACAUCACUACACUAGAACUACAGUCAGACCUGAACAGUGACAUUGAGUUUUAG
Knipowitschia caucasica is the source of this 414-nucleotide messenger RNA. The record is from the annotation of a GenBank genome assembly. NCBI's taxonomy places the organism in Eukaryota, Metazoa, Chordata, Actinopteri, Gobiiformes, Gobiidae.